Molecule: messenger RNA, 2154 nt
Organism: Diutina rugosa
Lineage: Eukaryota; Fungi; Ascomycota; Pichiomycetes; Serinales; Debaryomycetaceae
Exons: 1
Coding region: 1-2154 (717 amino acids)
Source: RefSeq, a predicted model, not a curated record
AUGAAUUCUAGAAUGCCUUCGCCGUCUCCACGACUAAAUGUAUUAUCGUCUCAACUAGAGGCGUCCACCCUGUUGAGACUAAAUUCACCGGGAGUCAAAGACAGUCCUGCGCCAAUGGUUGUUGAAGCUGUUGAGAGUAACCGUUCUGUUGAUGUCGAAAGCCAUCCAAAUCUAUCACGUAUCCCUGAUACUGGCUUGGUGCCACAUCAACAUCUGGCACCGACAUCCCACAAAUCGAGAGAUGAGAAACUCUCCAGAAUCGUUCUUGUUCCAUGCAAAGUAUUCCCAGGGGAUACAAUAGAUCGGCGACGGAAGUAUGUUAGAACCAAACAAACGCUUGUGCCCCCGGAAAAGUCUCCAGAAAAGCUUCCAGAACAGCCCCCCGAAAACGUCAACAGGAUUCCCCGAGAGAGAAGAGUCAGAGCUCGGCCGUCGAUCCGCAAAUGUUACAUCUGUGAUACUUGUGGCAAACGAUUCUAUCACCUCCUGGCGAUAAAGCUGCACAUCGAUGUUCAUGUCAAGAAGUCGGCAGAGUUAACUUGCAAGUUUUGGCCACUAGGGAGAUGCAGCGAUUUCGUGUAUAGUGAUACUAGCGCUUGCAACUUACACAUGCUCAGGCAUCACUUUAAACUCGACAAUGAGAUGGCUUUGUCUUACGGAACGCUCACAAUGUUGUGGACAGACAUGGGCAAGUGUGAGUGUGGAUUUUUCGGCUCGGUGGAGACGUGGUUGUUGCAUCAUGUUUUGACACUGGAGAACCCAUGCCCGCUCACUAAACCAGCAGCGCCGACAAUAUUGCCGCCCCCUAUCACUACUAUCAACGACACGAGUAAGCCUUUGCCUAAUCCGACGACACUGAGGGACUCAUACCCACCCACUAAUGAAGCAGCGUUGAAAAUCAUACAAGAUCCGAAACCACCUUCGCCUAUUCAGUUGACGACACGGCAACGUUAUCAAGAAGUUCCUGCGCCUACUCGGUCGACAACACCGUCACGUCACCGACAAUUGCCCUCGCUUCAUCCGUCGACGCCACUACGGGAUGUACAAGAAACAUCGUCGCCUGUUCUGUCAAUGACACUGCCACAUGACCAAGAAACGCCAUCGGCAGUUCCGUGCCAGCAGCCUGAACCCAAAGAUGAAAGUGAGGUAAAGGAAGCAUCAUUUCCAAUGACCCAACGAAAACCGGUAGUAUGUCAAUUUGCGGUUCUAGGCAAAUGCCAUCCAAAAACACAGGACUAUACUCGCAUGAAUCGGUACCACAUGGUCAACCACCACUUUGCCUUCGACGAUCCCGCUAUGAUUAAUGCUCGCCUCAACGUAAAGAUGAAGCAACCAGGCACGUGUGAAUGUGGCUAUCACGACGAUGUUCAUCUGUGGCUUGUCUACCACGUAUUACCGCCUGUUGCCUCGUGUCCUUUGGUAACAGCGGCAGUCGACCCGGAGGCGCCAACGCUGGGUAAUUGCACAGUAUGUGGUCGCUGGUGUGAGGACGGAUUGCAACUCCACGUCAAGUCCCACCGCGACGACUGGCACAUUGAGUGUAAGUUCCGAACCCUUGGCAAGUGUGGAUUGUUUGCCGGGGAAACUAACGCUAAGGUCCACAUGCUCACCCGCCACUUUUUGCAUGACGACCUCGACGAGCCGUGGCGGGCUCCCCUCAGCCAGUUAUACGCCCGCUCAGGUAGAUGUGAGUGUGGUUAUCACGGCACGGGCGUGGCGUGGCUCCACGACCACGUGAUGGCGCUGGCCAACCCGUGUCCGCUAACAUUGGUGGUGCCACCGCCAGACCGGUGUUCUGUGUGUGCCACAAAGUUCCACCGCCAUGCCAAGAACCACGUAAAGUCGCUUCAGGGUAUCCAAGCCAAUCCACUCAAUUGUGUGUUUUUGGCCUCGGGGAAUUGUCCGUUUCACUUGAAAUCAAGGCAGCUGUUCACACUAUACGUGAGCCACCUCCUCCGGCAUCACUUCAAGUUCGACAGCGGGGCUGUCUGUCUGAGAGCCACGUUGCGUAGCAUGCUAAAGCAGUCUGGCCGGUGUGAGUGUGGCUUUGCUGGCUUGGGCGAGGCGUGGGUGUACCACCAUGUGUUGAGUCGGGAAAACCCCUGUCCCUUAGUGGCGACGGUUGGAACUGAUGAGGGACAACAACCUUUGUGA